CACCCUGCCACGGGAUAUAAAACCUGGAACACCAAAACUAAAUAACCAGGCUGACAGCACUCUGCCUGGGGCUUCAGCAGUCUUUCCACCGCACAAACCUUAUCUUAACUGUGAAGAUGACCCUUGUGUUGUUCAUGCUGUGUUCAGGAUUUGUUCACUUCACAUUUGCAUCUCAUCGUUUACGACUGUUCAAUUACAAUGGCAUUGUUAAAAAUGGAUGGUGGGAUUCCUUAAAGGAAUGUAAUCUGAUAAAUCAAUCAUUAGUAACUCUGUAUGAUGACGAGGAUGCCGAAUACCUGAAAAAAUUUAGGGAGGACAGAUUGCAUUUGACAAGCGCCUGGCUUGGUCUGAGUAGGAGACGAAAAAACAUUACAACUUGGUCGGAUGGCGUCCCUGUUACACACAAUGUAUCAAGUGUGACUCUAACAAAUGGGGAGCAAAAAUGUGGAGCUAUUCAAAAUAACACAUUGACAAGUUUCAACUGUUCAGACAGAAACGCUUUCAUGUGCCACAAGGAUGGCAAUUACCACCUGAUUGAAAAUGUGAGAAAGAACUGGUGUCAGGCACAGCAGUACUGCAGAAGAUACUUCCAUGACUUAGUCAGCAUCCGUGAACAGACGCAAAACCAACAAGUGCUUGUGAAAGGAAUGAAUAAAACCUUUUGGAUCGGACUCAUGCAUGAUGAAUGGGAGUGGACGGACAAAAGUUGCUCAACAUUCAGAUCCUGGGCAAAAGACCCAUCACAAAAUUGCACAAUUCAAUCGUCACACUUUUCAACUUCAAUGUUAAUGUCGGGUUGUGACAAUCAACACAAUUCACUUUGCUCCCAAGGUCAUGUGAGAAUCAUAGUCAUCAGGGAAAAUUUAACUUGGGAACAAGCCCUUGACUACUGCGAGGCCAACCACACAGGCCUACUGAGGAUUGAGGAUGCGAAUGAUCAGAGGGCUGUCCAUCAACGGUUAAAUUACACAGACGGGGGUGGUCCAUUCUGGAUCGGUCUAAGGCAGAGUCGUGUCUUUGGGUUCUGGAUUUGGAGUGACAGGACAGUGACGUACAGUAACUGGAAGAAUGGCAAACAGCCUGAGAUGCCGCUGUCGAACAACUGUGGCGCCAUCUACACGACAGACCACACGUGGGGUGAUGUAAACUGUUCGCACCAGCUCCCUUUUAUUUGUGAGGAGGAGAUUUCAUUCAUGAAAACAAAGAUAGUUACAUAGCUUAUUGAUGAUUUUUAGAUUUUAAUUUAGCCCUCUAAGUCUUAAUGGAUAUCUAGGCUUGCAUGAAGUUGUUACAGUAUUCUAAAUAUAAUAAUUUAAUAAAAUGUUAUUUGUUGUGUUUAUAUACUGUAUUAUUAUAAUUAACUGUGAUUGUCUAGAACAUUCAUAUCCAUUUGUAAAAAGAAAAAUAGUUUUGAUAGUUUGUAAAUAAUAACAAUUUCAUCUGACAUUUAUGGAGUAAAGUAACUCACUGUCCCAAUCAAUGUUAUUAUCAAUAACAUUGUGUACAUCUGUUGUUAGUUUUUUUUUAUUCCACUUAGGCUAUAGCUCCAGUGAUUAUUGAAAUACAUGUUCUACUUUUGUACCUACAUGUAUACAUGUUAUACUCAAGAUUAUUUUUUUUGUUUUUAAUUAAUUUGGUUGGGAUUUGAAUAUGGCAAUGUUGCAAACAUGUUUGAUUUCAUAGUUAAUCUUGAAAUCAUAUUUCUGAUAUGAUACAGUAGAGGAAAUACAUCAAUUGAAGACCUGUUUUAAUUAUAAUUUAAUAUAAUGUUUGCCUUAUUGAGAGUUGUGUACAGUGUCUGGGUUAACUUUCUUCCAGAUGACCUUUUAUAUCUGGUUAAUAUUUAUUUUAAAUUAAACCCUUGUGAAUGCUUCAGUGAA
Scophthalmus maximus (turbot) is the source of this 1880-nucleotide messenger RNA. Its product is annotated as secretory phospholipase A2 receptor. NCBI's taxonomy places the organism in Eukaryota, Metazoa, Chordata, Actinopteri, Pleuronectiformes, Scophthalmidae. The record is from RefSeq and is a predicted model, not a curated record. The transcript has 5 exons. The coding region runs from base 117 to 1217 and encodes 366 amino acids.